AACCUCUCUCGUUGCGUUCCCAGCGUUCGGAAGCAUCGAGGCACAGGCAAAGCCUUUCGUCCCGGGGGAAGCAAGAAAGACAGGACAGACGGGCCUCAAAAGAAGCACGACCAAACACAAACAAACACAAGCACCACAAUCAUGGCCGAUGCAAAGGACAACGAUCCCGAUCGGGGCGCUCCCCGAUGCCCCCUCGUGCUGGAUGGGCAGGCAACCGAUUCGGAGGGCGGUCGUGUUUCUGCUGCUGCCACCGGGGACGUUGCUUUUGCUCUUGCUGGUUCUGCUGUUGCUGGUUCUGCUGCUGGUUCUGCCAAUGGAGAUUUCGGUCUCGGUUUCGAUCGGUCUUCCAGCGAAGCUCGCGGUGUAGGCGGAAUCGGCACUUCAGCAAGGACGGGCACGAGAACAAGCUCGAGUGCAGGCACGGAAACAAACCCACCGGCCUUGUUGGUCCGCCCGGAGACGAUGGCCGUCGCCCACAAGCUCCGGGACCGCGCCCUGGUCCUCGAAGAGGAGCGCCGGAAGCUCUCGGCCACCCUUCCCGUCCUGGAAAAGCUCCGAAAACGGCUCCGCACCGAGGCCUCGGGGCAAGAAAAGCGGCGCAGGCGCCUCCUGGAAGCCCUGGACUCGCGCAAUUCCACCGAGCUGGAGGUGUGCGACGUCAGGGAGGGCAUCGAUGGGCACCACCAGAGAGCGGAGGCCCUCGAAGCGGAGGAAGAAGCGCUUAUCGGCCGCCUCUCGGGUCUGCUCGAGCGCCGGACCCGGGCGACGGCCGAGAAACACGGGCCGCUUUUGGCCGACAUGGAGGCCUACGCGAGGGUCCUCGCAAGGGCGGUGGACUGCCGGCAAGAGGCCGCCGAGAAGAAAAAGGAAGGGCUGGAAGAAACCCGGGGUUCUCUCGGGGCCUCCCUGGCCGAGGAGGAGCGGCUGGGCCGGGAGGCCGCGGAGGCCCUCGGACGACUCGCGGCGAUGCAAGAGCGAGGCGGGGGGGACCGCUCGGGAGAGGACGAACAAACGACGGUUCUGUCCGGGCGCGUCCGGGGGCUGAUCGAACGGGUGCGUGCGUGCGUGCGUGUGUGCGUGUGCAUGUUUGCGAUUUGGAUUCGAUUUGUAUCGCGUUGCAUGGAGAAGAAACCAAGAAUGUGCGUCGCUGGUUUUCUAAUUUUCGUUUUGUUUUGUUUCGCUUUGUUCGGUUUCGAUUCGAUUCGAUUCGAUUCGCGGCAACACUCAGAGAUCGAGGCUCCGCAAAAUCCUCAAACAGAAGCGGAUCGAGAACAACCAAGCCAACGAAGAGAUGCUCGAGUGGGAGGGCAAACGCAUCGAGCGUGCGACGACGAACCCCUCCGUGAGAAAGCGGUGACACCUCGGUGACCUACCGCUAGGGUGUUCAAUUUUGUUUUGUUGUGGCUCGGCACGCACCUCUCGAUCGAUGGGACAAACAGGGGAAGUUCCUAGAUUUUUUACGGUG
Molecule: messenger RNA, 1465 nt
Organism: Pseudo-nitzschia multistriata
Lineage: Eukaryota; Bacillariophyta; Bacillariophyceae; Bacillariales; Bacillariaceae
Source: the annotation of a GenBank genome assembly